AUUUGCCCCUGUCAGUCAGUCUGAACCACCCCCAACCUUGUCUUAUCAACUUACCCCCGAGGUUGGUCUCACUCUUUUACAACGUCCUCCUGCCAGCGUCUCCAACAUUGACCAGUUACUGACGCCUCUCACAAGUACUGACUGGAAACUGAGACUGAAAAUCCAGGGCUUGAGGACUUUUUGGGGGAGAAACCCGGAACACGUACCCGGACUUCUACUUGGAAUAUUUUCCAUUUACCGGACCUUGCUAAUUGGAUAACUGUGUGUGUACGUGAAUUUGGGAGAGAGUGUGUGCGGUGUUUGCAGGCCUGAGCUACAGGUUGUGGACUUUAGGUUUAUUCCUUAUCUGGUCCAGUCUGCUUUUUGGACAUGGCGUCCCUUAGAAGUCUGAUUCUUGCGCUGCUGAUGGCGCUGCUCUGCUCCUUCCACACACCAUUGGCUCCUGUUGCCAAGGCACAGGAUUUGCCUUUCCAGUCUGAGCAAGGCCUGAUGGCUGAUGAUGACGACGACGACGAUGACGACGAUGACGAUGACGACGAUGACGACGAUGAUGACGACGAUGAUGACGACGAUGAUGACGACGAUGAUGACGAUGACGAUGACGACGACGAUGACGACGAUGAUGACGACGAUGAUGACGACGAUGAUGACGACGAUGAUGACGACGAUGAUGACGACGAUGAUGACGACGAUGAUGACGACGAUGAUGACGAUGAUGAUGACGACGAUGACGACGACGAUGAUGAUGAUGAUGACGACGACGAUGAUGAUGAUGACGACGAUGAUGAUGACGACGAUGAUGAUGAUGAUGAUGACGAUCAUGAAGAUGAUAACAAGAAAGAUGAUGAUGAUGAUGAUGACGAUGAUGAUGACAAUGAUGAUGACAAUGAUGACGACGAUGAUGACAAUGACGAUGAUGACGAUGACGAUGACGACGACGACGAUGACGAUGACGAUGAUGACGACGAUGAUGACGACGACGACGAUGAUGAUGAUGAUGAUGAUGAUGAUGAUGACGACGAUGACGACGACAAAGAUGAUGACGAUGAUGAAAAAUACAACAAGGGCUCUGUGUGCGCAUAUUGUGAAUUCUGCGAGCACUGUGACAGCUGUGAAAGAUGUCCUUGUGAAGAAGGGGACAAGUCUGCACACUGUGAUGACUGCAAGAUGUGUAGUUUCUGCCACGUGUGUCCAGCUUGUCAAACUCUUUGCCAGCCUGGGGGUUUCCUUGACAUGGUGACUGGGUCCAUCUACAAGACUGUUGCUGAUGUCUUUGACGACGAUGACGAGGACAACUGAGUGUCGCCAUCGUGUGGCCAGUCCAACAUCUUCACUUUCGUUUGCUAUUUUUGUUCCCUUUUUUUCCACAGCCUCAUACUCGUGUUUGCAUCUUUCACAUCAGGGGGUAGAGUUUGGCACCCCUUGUGUUUACUAAUGAUUAAUAAUUAAACAGUAACUUAAUAAACAUCCACACUAUUGUUAUACUGCACAUGGUCUGAUUGAAUUAAGCACCUAAUAUGUAUGUAGCAUUAAAGCGGUGACUAUGACAUUAAUAUUUAUUGUUUUAAAGGAUUUGAUGCUGUCUGAUGUAAAAAAUCAAUAACAAAACAAGCAAUGGCGAAUACAGUAUGAACCGCUUAUAUCAACAACUGUCUGGGUGGAACACAUCAAGGCCUGGUAUGCCCUGUUCUUCUGGACUGUUCAUAAAAUGGGUAUGUUUAUGUCGACGUGUGUUGUAUUGUAUCAUUAACUUCAUAGUUGUCGCUAAGUUAUGUUGGCAACUGCUUUUGUUGACGUCAGUCAGUGGGGCCAAGUGAUUGACAUGAACUGGUUCCACUGUACAAGGGUGUUCACAAAGUCUAGGCGCUUGAGUGAAAAUGCAUAUAUAAUUAGAGAUGUUCCGAUCAAGGUUUUAUGCUGCUGAUUUUGAUACCGAUCAGCCAUGAGUGAGAUCGGCCGAUACCGAGACAGAUCACAGGUAUUAAAUGUUAAUUUUUCUAUUUAUUAAUGGUGAGUUCUAUUGAUUGUUUAACAUUAUCAACAAAAUGCUUGAACUAGUUUGUCAUGCUCUUUUAUUACAUACGAUUGUUUAAGAAAAACAAUGUCCUUAUUACACUGUAACUAAACAAAAGCAAAAACUAUUUAAACUGCUUGUUUAAAUCGUUUGGUGUUUGCCUUCAAGGUCAACCUGUGUCCGGGGGAAUUAUUCCCUGAGUUUGUAAACAUUCACAAAAACAAUAAAAAAUAAUUUAGGAAAAAAAUAAAAAUAUCGAUCUACUCACUUCAGUAUCAAUUAUAUACUGAUACUGCUUAUAGCUUGGCUGGUAGAGUGACCGUGCCAGCAACUUGAGGGUUGCAGGUUUGAUUGCCGCUUCCGCCAUCCUAGUCACUUGGGCAAGACGCUUUACUCACCUGCUCCCAGUGCCAUCCACACUGGUUUAAAUGUUACUUAGAUAUUGGGUUUCACUGUGUGAAAGGGCUUUGAGUCACUACAGAAAAGCGCUAUAUAAAUAUAAUUCAUUUCACUUUUAAUAUCAACACACCAAUUUUUUGACCAAUCAGAUCCUACUCUUUUGUGUUGUGUACUGACUGUGAAAAUGCUGACAUACCAACAGUUGUUAUAUUAUCCUCUUUAGUCUUUAAUUUUAUAAUCAGAAAAAAACACAGGACAAAAACAUUUGGAAUAUUAUCAACAAACUGGGGCUUCACGGUGGCAGAGGGGUUAGUGCGUCUGCCUCACAAUACGAAGUUCCUGCAGUCCUGGGUUCAAAUCCAGGCUCGGGAUCUUUCUGUGUGGAGUUUGCAUGUUCUCCCCGUGAAUGCGUGGGUUCCCUCCGGGUACUCCGGCUUCCUCCCACUUCCAAAGACAUGCACCUGGGGAUAGGUUGAUUGGCAACACUAAAUUGGCCCUAGUGUGUGAAUGUGAGUGUGAAUGUUGUCUGUCUAUCUGUGUUGGCCCUGCGAUGAGGUGGCGACUUGUCCAGGGUGUACGCUGCCUUCCGCCCGAUUGUAGCUGAGAUAGGCGCCAGCGCCCCCCGCGACCCCGAAAGGGAAUAAGCGGUAGAAAAUGGAUGGAUGGAAACAUUUGGAAUAUUAUCAACAAACUGUAUCAAAAUAGGACCUAUGAUGAGCUCAAUCUAUUUUAUUAAUCUACUUGUUAAUUUCCCUUUAUCUGCUUACUUUCUACUUGAACCGGCUUCCAUCUACACUUCUUAAACUUUACUAAGCGCUUCUUUAUUAGUGUUGUUUCAAGAUGGGUUAGCUUAGCUUUUAGCAUGCCUGCUCCUGGCUUUCUCUCAGUGUGUAACAUGUUUAGCCUCAUCCUCCAGUGAUAAUAAUACAUGAUAACGAUACUUAAGGCACUAAGAAAUACAGGUUCUUUGCCAUAAUGGAAGUGAUUAUGCGGGAGUGGCUCUACACUGUGUAUGGGGACACAAAAUGAGCUGCCAGCCUUUGUCAGCCAGAGAGGACCUGCAGCAUUAAAGGACAUUAAUAGGCCAAACAUACUUUUUCACAAAAAUUAACCGAUGCAGAUCGAUCGGGACAUCCCUGGUUAUGUUUUAAAAUAUCCAAAUUCUGUAAUUACAUAUACAGUUUUUAAUAUAAUGUAUGUGUAUAGAUUAUAAUGUUUACGUUCAGACUUUUGGAAAACCCUGUCACAAUGUCUAUAGUUGUCAUCCUCUCCUUACAUCAGUCUGCCACUGUGUGUGUUCCAUCGGAUGCAAUUCUCCUGUGUUUGUUGACGAGAGAAAACAUUGAUUCAUUCAAAGCUCGAUAUCUGCAGCAGGUCUCUCCCUAAAUGUGUGCAGGGAAAUAAAAACUAUUUUGUGCUUUUAA
Messenger RNA from Nerophis ophidion (straightnose pipefish), 3837 nucleotides. RefSeq names its product germ cell nuclear acidic protein. NCBI's taxonomy places the organism in Eukaryota, Metazoa, Chordata, Actinopteri, Syngnathiformes, Syngnathidae. Bases 370 to 1299 code for a protein of 309 amino acids. The transcript has 6 exons. The record is from RefSeq and is a predicted model, not a curated record. Gene Ontology annotation, molecular function: calcium ion binding.